Molecule: messenger RNA, 765 nt
Organism: Aureobasidium namibiae CBS 147.97
Lineage: Eukaryota; Fungi; Ascomycota; Dothideomycetes; Dothideales; Saccotheciaceae
Exons: 1
Coding region: 1-765 (254 amino acids)
Biological process (GO): peptidyl-proline hydroxylation to 4-hydroxy-L-proline
Cellular component (GO): endoplasmic reticulum
Molecular function (GO): procollagen-proline 4-dioxygenase activity; L-ascorbic acid binding; iron ion binding
Source: RefSeq, a predicted model, not a curated record
AUGCCUCCAAAAUCAAAAACCAAGACUUCAAACACCCGUGCUGCACCUGCAGCAAAGCCACAAACUGUCGCUCGUCCAGAUUGGCCAGCCCUCGCACCUGUAUCUCCAGCAUCAGAUCUCGAAUGCUCGUCUCUACUACCUGCACAGAUCUUGACCAUACCACGCCUCUUCACCUCAUCACUGAGUGUGAAAUAUGUUGCUUUCCUUCGAUCUCUACCACUCACAACAACACCCGGACGACCAAAACGUGGCGAUGCCGUUCGCGUCAAUGAUCGCUAUCAGAUCGACGAUCAAGACUUCGCUCGCCUUCUCUGGGAGCAGACUGCACUCAAAGACUUGAUUACCGCAGGAGAGAUUGACGGAGAAGUUCUCGAUGACAAGCAACGACAAGACUUGUUCGGCGGUGAGGUCCUAGGUCUCAAUCCCAAUAUCAGAAUUUAUCGCUACUCGCAAGGGCAAUUCUUCGACCAGCACUACGACGACUCGAAUAACCUGGCGUUUCCCAAGGAUGAUGGGUCCAGUGUCCCAGCAAAGACGACCUGGACACUGUUGCUAUACUUGACGACUUGUGGAGGUGGCGAGACUGUCUUCUAUCCAGACCCGCCGUCCAGAAAAGCAGCGCCCCCUCCACCUGUAGAGGCAAGUCCUGAAGUCGGCCUGGCACUUUUACAUCGCCAUGGCAAAGAGUGCAUGGUCCAUGAGGGACGCGAAGUUACCAAAGGAGAGAAAUGGGUCAUCCGCAGCGAUUUGUGCGUUAAGCGAUGA